Phalaenopsis equestris is the source of this 1624-nucleotide messenger RNA. RefSeq names its product heterogeneous nuclear ribonucleoprotein A3 homolog 2. Gene Ontology annotation, molecular function: RNA binding. Gene Ontology annotation, biological process: regulation of gene expression. NCBI's taxonomy places the organism in Eukaryota, Viridiplantae, Streptophyta, Magnoliopsida, Asparagales, Orchidaceae. Gene Ontology annotation, cellular component: nucleoplasm. Bases 92 to 1162 code for a protein of 356 amino acids. The record is from RefSeq and is a predicted model, not a curated record. The transcript has 6 exons.
AAUACCCUUUUGUGGAGUAUCGAUGGAAACCCUAGCAUAUUUUGUGCGCCUCUCGAAAGCGUAACCCUAGGUUUCUUGUAAAGAAGAUCCGAUGGCCUCCAGGAAGGAUGAUCCCAAGAACUCGGAGCAUGAUGGUGCCAGUCCCGGGAAGAUCUUCAUCGGUGGGCUUCCCAAGGACACCAGCAUGGCCACAUUCCUGAAGCAUUUUGGAAAAUAUGGCGAGAUAAUAGACUCUGUAAUUAUGAAGGAUCGGUUCACCCAACAGCCUAGGGGAUUUGGGUUCAUCACAUAUUCUGAUCCUUCUGUUGUUGAUAAAGUCAUAGAGGACAAUCAUGUGAUAAAUGGGAAACAGGUUGAGAUUAAAAGAACCAUUCCCAAAGGCUCCGCUCAGUCUAAGGAUUUCAAAACAAAGAAGAUAUUUGUUGGAGGCAUACCAUCAACUGUGACAUCGGAGGAAUUCAAGAGUUUCUUCUCCAAAUAUGGAAAGGUUGUGGAGCAUGAAAUCAUUAGUGAUCAUAUCACCAAGAGAUCUCGAGGCUUUGGUUUCAUAAUCUUUGAUUCUGAGAAAGUAGUUGAUGAAUUAUUGUCUAAUGGCAAUAUGAUAGAACUAGCUGGUAGUCAGGUGGAGAUCAAGAAGGCUGAACCAAAGAAACCCUCUAGUGCACCAUCUUCUCAUUAUGGUAGUGAAUUUAGGGAUCGUUCCUAUGGUGAUGGACUUGGUGGAUAUGGUGGAGGCUCUUUUGGUGGUGGGUUUGGUGGAGGAGGGUUUGGUCCUUCCUCCUAUAGAGGAGCUGGAGGUUUGGGUCCUAGGCUUGGUGGUUAUGGUGGUGGCGCUGAUGAAUUUGGUGGUGGUGGAUAUGGAAGUUUUGGUGGUGGUGGCCUAGGUGGUUAUAGAGGUGAGUCGUCACUUGGUUACUCUAGUCGCCUCAGCUCAUAUGGUGGAGGAGGCUUUGGCGGGGGAUAUGGUGCUGGUGGCUUUGGUGGUGGGGGGUAUGGUCGUGAUGAGGGUUUUGGAAGUUAUGGAGGAUCCAGUUAUGGAGGAGGUUAUGAUUCUGGUCCAGGUGCUGGUUAUGGCUCAGGUGGCGGUGGAUUGUAUGGAGGUAGGGGAAGCUAUGGUGCCGGUGCUGGACCAACCGGUCGGUACCACCCAUAUGCUCGUUAGGUUGCUGCUCAUUCUGCUCUAGGUGUUUGUUUCUCAGGCACCAGUCUUAUUUAGUUCUGAAGGUAUUCUCAGGCACCAGCUCUAUUUAGUUCAGCAGUUAUUUGCAGGCACCUGUUUUUAGUUCAGCAGAUAUUUCAGGCAACAGUCUUUACUCUUUAGAUCAGAAGGGUCAGAAAUUUGCUAGAUAUCUGCUAGCGUUAAUGAUCUACUAGAAGUAUUUCGUGAAGUCACUAUAGGCUUGUUUGCUUGGCGGUCUGCAUCAUUCUGAAAGAGUAUCAUCUGUAUUGGCUAGUUAUCUGUAGCGACAUUUUCUUUCGUGUUGUUCCUAGAGCUGGGUAUUAUUUGUAGACUUAUUUAGAGUUACUCUAAGAUGUUGACAUAUAUGUGUUUGCUUUUAUAGGUAUUCCUGUUGCUUUUUCUCUAUACAUAUUGCGGAGCAUAUUAUUAUUGAUUAAACUAAAA